Molecule: messenger RNA, 3865 nt
Organism: Suricata suricatta (meerkat)
Lineage: Eukaryota; Metazoa; Chordata; Mammalia; Carnivora; Herpestidae
Gene: CDC40
Product: cell division cycle 40
Exons: 16
Coding region: 50-2050 (666 amino acids)
Biological process (GO): mRNA splicing, via spliceosome
Cellular component (GO): catalytic step 2 spliceosome
Molecular function (GO): protein binding; mRNA binding
Source: RefSeq, a predicted model, not a curated record
GCCUCUUCUUCCGCCCGGGCCUGGUCUCCGCAGAGGAUCGGUUUCAGUCAUGUCGGCUGCGAUUGCAUCUCUAGCUGCGUCCUAUGGUUCGGGUUCAGGGUCCGAAUCGGACUCGGACAGUGAGGGCGAACGGUGUUCGCUGCCAGCUGCCGACUCCCUCAUGCACUUGACUAAAUCACCUUCGGCCAAGCGGUCUCUGGCAGUGGCGGUGGACUCGGCUCCGGAGGUGGCAGUUAAGGAAGAUUUGGAGACUGGAGUUCACCUUGACCCUGCGGUCAAAGAGGUUCAGUAUAAUCCUACCUAUGAGACCAUGUUUGCUCCCGAGUUUGGACCAGAAAAUCCCUUUAGGACACAGCAAAUGGCUGCCCCUAGAAAUAUGCUUUCUGGAUAUGCUGAACCAGCUCAUAUCAAUGACUUUAUGUUUGAACAACAAAGAAGAACUUUUGCCACCUAUGGUUAUGCAUUAGACCCUUCAUUAGAUAAUCACCAAGUGUCUACUAAAUAUAUUGGUUCUGUAGAAGAAGCUGAAAAAAAUCAAGGUUUAACUGUGUUUGAAACUGGUCAGAAAAAAAUAGAAAAGAGGAAAAAGUUCAAAGAAAAUGAUGCGUCUAAUAUUGAUGGUUUCUUGGGACCGUGGGCAAAAUAUGUGGAUGAAAAAGAUGUAGCCAAACCCUCAGAAGAAGAACAAAAAGAAUUAGAUGAAAUCACAGCAAAGAGGCAGAAAAAGGGCAAACAGGAAGAAGAGAAACCUGGGGAGGAGAAGACAAUCUUACAUGUUAAAGAAAUGUAUGACUACCAAGGCAGAUCCUAUCUUCACAUACCUCAAGAUGUUGGGGUUAAUCUGCGGUCUUCUGUGCCCCCUGAGAAGUGUUAUCUUCCCAAGAAACAAAUUCAUGUGUGGUCUGGACAUACAAAGGGCGUCAGCGCUGUCAGAUUAUUUCCUCUCUCUGGCCAUUUAUUGCUGUCUUGUUCCAUGGAUUGUAAAAUUAAGCUAUGGGAGGUUUAUGGAGACAGGCGCUGUCUACGAACAUUUAUUGGUCACAGUAAAGCUGUUAGGGACAUCUGCUUUAAUACUGCAGGGACACAGUUCCUCAGUGCUGCCUAUGACAGGUAUCUUAAGCUCUGGGACACGGAGACAGGACAGUGCAUAUCAAGAUUUACAAACCGAAAAGUGCCCUAUUGUGUCAAAUUCAAUCCUGAUGAAGAUAAGCAAAAUCUCUUUGUAGCUGGUAUGUCUGACAAAAAGAUUGUGCAGUGGGACAUUCGGAGUGGAGAAAUUGUGCAGGAGUACGACCGGCAUUUGGGCGCCGUCAACACCAUCGUUUUUGUGGACGAGAACAGGAGAUUCGUGAGCACCUCCGACGACAAGAGCCUCAGAGUUUGGGAAUGUUUUUAUGUCAUCCUUAAAGUCCAUGCUUUGAGACUGUCUUAUAACUACGAUCUUUCUUCCUUCAGAAAUGAAGUUACAUGCACAGAAUCUGAUAUGGACACCAAGUUUUAUACCUCAUUUAAUUCCCAUUUGCUAGCAGAGCCUUUCUCACCAAUCCUCACACGAGGAUCACCUCCUGUCCGUGAUCCCACACAGUGCUUUGCUUCCCACUGCUUCCCAGUGCUUGCGUAUUUGUUCCUCUUCCCUGACAAGUUCUUGAUCACUGGAGACCUGUGUCAGCCGUGCUCACAGUAUGUCCCCAGCGCCAGCACAGUGCCUGGCACGCCGUAUACACUGAGGAAAUGGCUAGCAUGCCAAUCAAUGGACAACCAAAUCUUAAUUUUCGGAGCACAGAACAGAUUUAGAUUAAAUAAGAAAAAAAUUUUUAAGGGCCAUAUGGUAGCAGGUUAUGCUUGUCAGGUGGACUUUUCACCAGACAUGAGCUAUGUGAUUUCAGGAGAUGGAAAUGGAAAAUUGAAUAUCUGGGACUGGAAGACCACAAAACUCUACAGUCGGUUUAAAGCUCAUGAUAAAGUGUGCAUCGGUGCAGUGUGGCAUCCUCAUGAAACCUCUAAAGUCAUCACAUGUGGUUGGGAUGGUCUCAUUAAAUUGUGGGAUUAAUGAGUUUAAUCCUUAUCUAGGGUCAUUUUUGAUCCAGUGUCAUAUUUAACUAUAUUUAAUUAUUAAAUGUGUUGGAUGACAACUUGAUUUACAAAUUAUGAUUUCCUUACAUGGCCUUAUGAAGUUGACCCAUUGGUUAAAAAAAAUUUUUUUUGUAAAUUUGUCUCAAAUAAUUUCAUUGGCAAUUUCAUUUUGUUCUUUAUAGAUGUUAUUUAUACAGAAAAUGACCAUUGACUUUCCAUUUAGUGAGUGGUUAUUGUUGGCAGUCAGUUGGGGUUUACCCCCUUGGUAUACUGGAAGGAUCUCUCUGGAAUUGAGGAAGAACCCCUGGUGUAUUUGGGGUUUUAAAGGAGGUAAUAAAAUUAACAACAAAUAGUUCUGAAAAGCACCAUAUGCUUACCUCUUCAACAAAAAGGGAAGUAAGGAACAGGAAUGACGUGAUUUAAUGUAAGUCUGAAAGAAGGAUAAAACCACCCACAAUUAUUGUUCCCAUUAUUUUUGGUGGGUCAAGUUCAAAUCUUUUGGAUUCAGGAAUUCUGCCAUUCUUUAUGAAAUAUAUUGUAUGUUUACUUGUAAGCCAGCAAUCCUCUCUGACUGCAGAUAUUCCUGUAAUUAUUAAACAGUAGAAAUAAACAGUCCAGAGUUCCUUCCUUGGCUUUCUUCCUGAUCAGUGUAGACAGGACUAUAUACAAUCAGAGAAUUAUGUUAUUUUUGAAGGUGAAACUCAAGAGGAUGAGAGAAGAGUCUGAAUUUUAUUUGUAUUUACUCUCUGUAAGGAUCUGACUAUACUUUCAGAAAUCAGGGUCUCCUAGGUCAUUGAUUCAUAGAUGUCACUACUGAAAUACUCUUCAUAGGAGAUAGGGUAUGAGGGCACCGUCCAAAAUGUCACCUUGUCAUUUCUUUGAAGUUGUAUGUUUUAUCUUUAAAAUUAUUCUGAUUUUGCUUGUGGAUAUAUUCAACAGAACUUUUUCAGAUCAGAAAAAAUUUUUAACUUCUUUCCAAAUCCUUCAGUAAAAUUGAUACCCCAGGAAGAUGGCUAGGGUUCCCUAGUUUGAGAAGCAAUAACUGUGGGUGGUUUAAAAAAAGAAAACAAAACAGAAAACUUUAAGUUUCAGAUUGUGACAUCAAGAUAGCCUCUUGAAUACAGUAGCUAAUAGCACUUUGGGUGACAAGCCAUUUCUUCUGGUUUAUUACUAAGAUAUUUGAACGUGCUUUGAAAUAUUUCAGUACCAUGCUUAAAAAGAUUGGUUCAUAGUAGCUCGGAGUCCCGCCUUGUAGACCAAAAUCAUGUUGAAUGUUCAUGUGCUAAGGGCAUUAGCUCUGAGUCCUGUGCUGUCAAUGGCAGUCUGUGCUCCUUGUGCUGAGAACUUCCAUUUUUAAAAAGGCCUGGUAUUGACGAACUGGCCUUAGAGCCACACAUAAAUAAAUCCCAAAGAAGAAAAUGGAAAACGAGAAUAAAAAUGGGAGACAUGUUCUUUUCGGACACAAACACUCAAAGAAAUAAGAAUACACUGCCUGGCCGCUGCCUUUCGGUAUCUGCCAGGCACUCACACAGGCCCUCUCCUCUAGUCCCAAGCCACUGGUUUUAACAAAUGUGUAUUACAGAAACGUGACGGGACAGAAAGAAUCAAUCAUACACUUAAACUUUGAUCUCGUCCAACAUCAGUAUUGUAUAUGUUACAAAUCAUAAUUUCUAAAUCUGGGUUUAUUUUAUUGUGUUUUUGACUGUUUCUAAACUAAGUAACUGUAUAUAAAAGUUGUCUCUUUUUUAAAAAGAUCGUAUUUUUAAAUAAAGCAUUUUUUUAGAAAGUGUUA